Messenger RNA from Cyphomyrmex costatus, 2055 nucleotides. Its product is annotated as beta-1,4-glucuronyltransferase 1. The coding region runs from base 1 to 1554 and encodes 517 amino acids. The record is from RefSeq and is a predicted model, not a curated record. The transcript has 5 exons. Lineage: Eukaryota; Metazoa; Arthropoda; Insecta; Hymenoptera; Formicidae.
AUGAGCAUCGCAGCCAUUGCCCGCAGAAACUGGGCGCUGCGCCUCUCGGUGGUGCUGAACGUGUGCGUACUGCUGUAUGUGUGCGCUCACAUCGGCUCGUCCGGACCGUGGAUCGAGGAACCUCCGACCAACUGGGCGGCGGCGGCGCCACUUCAGUCGGAUACCUACGGAGGUGGCCUAAACGACCUCAUAAAUGGCACCCAGAAAGGCGUUGCAGCUGGCGCAUCAGCCUCCUCGUCGUCAGCCGCUCUUGUUGGCGCCACAAAUAAUGCGGCACCGACAAACAACGGCGGCGCUGACCGUUCUCUCGGGAUCAGCCUGGUCACUACGAUGCCUCCCAACGGGGCCAAGGCCGAUGCUCUCGAUAAGCCGCAGGAACACUCGCGUAAUCAGACGAUGAGGAACAGCACGACAAGCGUCGCGCGCGAACCAAUGAGCUUGAGGGAGGCCGUGCCCUGCAAUGAGAAAUCUACAGAGCCUAGACGAGCACAGCGCGGCGAUUACUGGGUGUUGUACAAUUACGUGCCGAUGAGCAUGGCGGUGAAAUGCUGGGAGAGCGUGACAUACACCACGCACGCUGAUUACACGUUUCUCGACAAUCUGGAGCCGCUACUGGAGCGCUGGCGAGCACCGAUAUCGAUCGCCAUGCACGCACCCGGCACCGACUUCCCGGCGACCCUCGAUGCCAUCAGGUACUCGAGGAACUGUGGCAGCCCCUUGGUCUCUCAACUGGUGACCUUUCACGUCUUCUUCAGCAGUAAACACGUGCCAAAAGUGAUACCACCAUCAGAGAAGAUCGUCUCCGAUACGUAUAACUGCUCGCUCGGACCACCGUGGGUGAACGUCAGCUUCGCAAAGAUGUACAAGAAUGAGAAGAAACUACUGUACCCGGUGAACGUGGGCCGCAACAUAGCGCGCGAGUCCGCGCCCACCUUCUAUGUGUUCCCCAGCGACAUCGAGCUGUAUCCCAGCCCGAAUCUGCCCGUCAAGUUCCUCGAGAUGAUCCGCAAGCGAGAUCAGCCAGCUCUCCAUAAGCCUAAUCCCAAGGUCUUUGUGUUGUCCAUCUUCGAAGUGGAGGAGAAGAGCCAGCCGCCCAACAAUAAGACGCGCCUGAUGCAGAUGCUGAAAGCAGGCACCGCCAUACCCUUUCAUAAGAAAUUAUGCUCCGGCUGCCAUAACGUGCCAAAGAGCAAGGAAUGGCAGGAAGCGCCAGAAACAGAGGACCUACACGUGUUUCACGUUGGCAAGAGAACUGGCAGCUUUGUACACUGGGAGCCGAUCUUCAUCGGGACCAAUAACGAUCCUUUAUACGACGAAAGACUUAGUUGGGAGGGAAAGAGCGAUAAAAUGACGCAGGGUUACGCGCUCUGUGUUCUCGAUUAUGACUUUCUUAUUCUGGACAACGCCUUCUUAGUGCACCGGCCUGGUAUCAAGAUCUUCAAGAAAGAUCCGCAUCGCGAUAUGCUUACCGCCAAAACGAACGCGCUUAUCAAAAAGAUUAUCAUGCCGGAGCUGAAGGUGCUGUAUGGCACGAGGAAAGGUUGCGCUGUGUAGCCCGUGGAGUCGCGGGCACAACAGCGCAUGCUGUACAGGUGCCCGUCUGUACGAUGGAAUCAUCUGCGACUCUCUCUGCCGUCUGCAUUGUCGUCGUCGACUAUCAUUAUGCAGAAACAAAUCACCCGGCGCAGCGAGCUGAUGCUACGAUUUGCUCUAGGACCUCGGGACCGUGUUCAUGUGCGCUCCGUACAACCCGCUCGUGAAUGGGAUCUGAAAAAAAUCGCUGCGAUUCAUAAAGGAAUUUUCCUCUCCUCUAAUUACGCCAACUCGACGGUGCCGAACAAACAUACGAAUUAUCGCAUAAUUACUCGGUGAGUUUAGAGUAACAGCAUUAUUUCACGAACGUGUCGUGCUCGUAACUUUGCGUCACUGUCGCGAUCAUUGAUGCCUUCACUUUUAUCAUUAGCAGCAUCGGUACUAGUGUUUUACGAAAACAUCGAGGUAACGUAAAGAAAGAUUUUCACGAAAAAAGUAAUGUGCAUCGCGCCGCUCAAAUAU